CCUCCUUUAUAAAAUGAUAAGUCCUCUGCUUCUCCCAACACAUCUUCUCUCUUAUUGCAGAAAAAGUGAGCCAAAAAAACAACAGUAAUCUGUUGAAUCUCACAGAGAAAGAGAGUGAGAAGAAGAUAGAAACAUGAAUAACCAGAAUGUAGAUGAUCAUAAUCUUCUACUCAUCUCUCAGUUGUACCCUGAUGUCUAUACUUCAUUGGUACCACAACAAGCAGGAGAAGCAAAACCAGCACGGCGUAGGAAAAGGAAGAGCAAGAGUGCUGCGGUUGGAGAAGGAGGCAAUGGAUGGUUUAGAAAGAGAAAGUUGAGUGAUGAGCAAGUAAGAAUGUUGGAGAUCAGCUUUGAAGACGAUCAUAAGCUUGAAUCCGAAAGGAAAGAUCGGCUGGCAUCGGAGUUAGGGCUUGACCCUCGUCAAGUCGCGGUUUGGUUCCAGAACCGCCGUGCACGGUGGAAGAACAAGCGGGUUGAGGAUGAAUACACUAAACUCAAGAACGCAUACGAAAACGUCGUCGUUGACAGGUGUCGUCUUGAUUCUGAGGUUCUUCAACUAAAGGAACAGCUUUAUGAGGCUGAAAGAGAGAUCCAAAGUCUUGCCCAAAGAGUUGAAGGGACUUUAAUAAGCAACAGUCCGAUCUCAUCUUCUGUGACCGUCGAAGCCAAUCAGGCCACGCCGUUUUUUGGAGAUUACGACAUUUGUGUUGACGGUGAUGGUGAUAACUUGCUCUACUCGCCGGAUUAUUUUGAUGGCUUAGAAUGGAUGAGCCAGUUUAUGUGAAAAUUUUUACUAGCUAAUCUAUUAUUUAUCGCCUUAUAAAAAUAUUUAUAUAUAGCUAGGGGUUAAUUGUGGUAACUAGAUAAACAUAUGAUUGGUCGAUAUCUACACCGAAGCAUAAUGUAGAUAAUAUUCUGGGUCUAAUUCGUUAGUGACUAGUGUAAUAUUGUGGAUUGUUUAGGUCGAUAAAGGUCAAGUUUGGACAAAAACGAAUGUAUAUAUAUCUGUCAGUUAUAAGUAAAUUUUACUUUUCUAAUGAUUU
This is a messenger RNA of Camelina sativa (false flax), 1043 nucleotides long. Its product is annotated as homeobox-leucine zipper protein ATHB-21. Gene Ontology annotation, molecular function: sequence-specific DNA binding; DNA-binding transcription factor activity, RNA polymerase II-specific. NCBI's taxonomy places the organism in Eukaryota, Viridiplantae, Streptophyta, Magnoliopsida, Brassicales, Brassicaceae. The record is from RefSeq and is a predicted model, not a curated record. Gene Ontology annotation, biological process: positive regulation of DNA-templated transcription. Gene Ontology annotation, cellular component: nucleus.